AUGGUUAAUUAUUAUGAGGUUUUAGGAGUAUCAAGAUCUGCAUCUGCAGAUGAUAUUAAAAAGGCCUACCGACAGUUGGCCUUAAAAGUACAUCCUGACAAGAAUCCUGGAAACCCGGAAGCAGCUGAAAAGAAAUUUGUAGAGAUCUCUAAAGCGUAUGAGGUCUUAUCUGAUACUAAAAAACGAGAUGCCUAUGACCAAUGCAGCAAAAAGAAGCUAAAUGAAAAAAAACCUGCUGGAGGACAAGAUAGAGUUGGAAAUGUGCAGAGAAGUGGCCAUGGGGACAAACGAUAUGGGAGAAGACAGGAGGACCCUGAAUUCAGCUUCUUCAGACCCGACCUGAACAUAAAGAUGGGUUCCUUUUCUCAAGAUAUCUUUGACAAUCUGUUUGAAGAUUUUUCUGGGCUUCAGCUAAAUCCCCGCAGAAGUAGAAGCAAAACUGACAGGAGCUUUUCGGUUUCUAUCACGGGCGUCUCCCCCAUUGCAGGAACUGGUUUCACUUCCUUUGGUUCUAACAUCCCAGGGAGCUGCUCUCGCUCCUCCAUCACGUCUCUAAACAGGGGCAAAAAUGGCAAAUUCCGCUCCAUCAUCACAACCAGCAAAAUUGUGGAUGGCAAGAAAAUCAUCACAAAGAGAACAAUAGUGAAUGGCAAAGGAAGUGUUGAAAAAGAUGAAGAUCCCAUCUGUCACUGAAGUGUUUUCAGGAUAUUCCAGGUAAGGACAGCUGCUAUGCUAGAAAUUAUUUUAAAACAUAUGCUAUGU
Messenger RNA from Notechis scutatus (mainland tiger snake), 762 nucleotides. Lineage: Eukaryota; Metazoa; Chordata; Lepidosauria; Squamata; Elapidae. The record is from RefSeq and is a predicted model, not a curated record.